AUGAAGAUCCGCUCCUCUCGCAUCUCGGUCUCAAUAGCAAAGGCGAUAUCAACUCGUCACGGCACAUCAAAGAAGGGCCUUAUCAAACGCAUCCUCGCCUUCUUCCGCCUCUUCAGACUACUCCUCACUCGCUAUCGCUCUGUGGAAUUCCUCGCUCUGCGUAAGGAAGUCUGGCAGCUCGGUGAGGAAGAGUACCUUAUUUCGUUCCAGCUAGAAGGCGAGGACUCUGCGGAGCUGGUUCCCAUUGGGGAUCUGGGCUACAGCGGCUCGACGUUCUUCACAACCGCCAAUGAGAAGUAUCUCAUCAAGUCCCUGCCUAGACGCUUUGAGCAUAACUUCUUCGCGAAGGAGUUGCUGGAUCCUUAUGUGUUACAUAUGAAGAACCAGCCUCACAGCCUACUCGUUCGUAUCACGGAUCUUGUGCAUGCGCCGCAUUCUUCUCUAGGUGGCAUGUUGGGUACUGCGCCUACGCACCACAUCGUCAUGGAGAACCUCCUCUACGGAAAGCCAAAGGGUGACGACGGAAAGUCCUGGGAAACGUACGAUCUCAAGCCUAACGACUACUUCUUCCCCGAGCGGGACAUCGCCGACGGAGCCCUCGUGCCGGCCAGUGUGAUUGAGCGUCUCGUCGAUGAAUUCCCAGACAAAGUGCACGUAACACGCCAAGCCAAGGACGAGCUCACAUCUCUGCUCUUCGCCGACUCAGCGCUCCUCGCAUGCCACGACGCAGUGGACUACUCGCUCUUCCUAGUGCGCUACCCGCAGGGCAGCGAAGCACCGGUUGUAGAGUCCGACGCUGGGAACUGGCGACGCGGCGUGAACGACGUCAAGGGGAAGUGGACGUAUCGAUGUGUGCUGCUGGACUUUUUCUGGAACAAGCAAGCUUUCCAGGCGCGGGCGUUGACCAAGGUUGUCAAGAUCUUCAACAAGGUUGCUCAUAAGGGGCCGAUGAGCAUCACGGCGGAUCCGUUUGAGUACAGGGAGAGGUUUAUGAAGAUGGUGGAUGAGAUGGUCGUUGUGGGUUGA
This is a messenger RNA of Fusarium sp. VM40, 1026 nucleotides long. The record is from the annotation of a GenBank genome assembly. NCBI's taxonomy places the organism in Eukaryota, Fungi, Ascomycota, Sordariomycetes, Hypocreales, Nectriaceae.